Messenger RNA from Nicotiana attenuata, 907 nucleotides. RefSeq lists its product as uncharacterized. The coding region runs from base 33 to 719 and encodes 228 amino acids. Lineage: Eukaryota; Viridiplantae; Streptophyta; Magnoliopsida; Solanales; Solanaceae. The transcript has 3 exons. The record is from RefSeq and is a predicted model, not a curated record.
CAACAAUAGCACACCAAAAAAUAGAGAGCGCGAUGAGAGAGCAUCAUCAUCUUCAAACGCCAUUGAAGGAGCACGGAAAUCGCCGAUCCAAAUCCAUCUCCGAUCAAACUAAGAAGCCUCUCAAAAAUGUUAAGAAAAACUUGAAUUCUGCGUUUGAAUCGCAAGGUGCCGCACUUUCUGAAUUCUCGCCCAAGGAAUCGAUCGGUAGUUCUCUGAUUUCCUCUGCUGCUACCGAUGAUCUUAAUCUACUCACUGAAUCUGCCGCUGAGGACUUCUUGUUGAUUCCUGAAACUUCUCCUUCAUCAGAAGCAGUGGAUUCUCUUGCUGAGCUGACUCAACUGUCUUCAACACUAACUUCUGACAAGUACAAAGAAUGCAGUGGCUCGAAUAGCAGUAGUGGAGUUCCACAAUCAAGUGAUGUGAAGUUUGGUUUUGUUGAGGCAGAAAUGGCAGUGAAGUACCUAAGAGAAGCUCAAAUGCAACUGGUGAAUACAACAGAUGUUGAUGUCCGUUACAAGAAGCUUCUAGAUGCUGUGAUUAACACAUUAGUUGAAGAGUUCUAUGGAUUGCCAGAAGACAAGGACUGGUAUAAUACACUCAUCUCGAAAAAGUUCCAUGUGGUGACCCUGGCUUCUUUGUUGUGGAUAAUUGCUGUAUUCAUCGGAUUGCUGUUUCGUUCUGGUGGAAAACAGUUUUUCUAUGGACCUCUACCUACCUAAAUUGUGCUACCACAGUGGCUGAUAAGGAAGUAUUGCAGGUAUAUUUCUCUGUUUACCUAUGUUACACUGACUCUUUAUUUUGCAUAGGUUGUAUUCGUGUUAAAACAUAUACUAUGAAACAAGUGUGUGUAAUUCGUUUUGGAUCUUAAUUUUGGCAUUUGGUACAACUUGUGUGAAUCAUAACUGUG